Sesamum indicum (sesame) is the source of this 2579-nucleotide messenger RNA. Lineage: Eukaryota; Viridiplantae; Streptophyta; Magnoliopsida; Lamiales; Pedaliaceae. The record is from RefSeq and is a predicted model, not a curated record.
CACAGGUAAUUGCAAAGGAAAAAUGGUGACCACCACAGCCAACAAUGUCAGGACCCAUCUUAGACUGCUGGAACUGUGUGGUAAAAUGCGGACUUGCAACAGAUACAGAUAGUGAAUUAAUGGCUUUUGCUGGUUAUUCUUUUUACCUCAAUUUAACUAUCUUACUGUAAACUUCUAUCUUUUCCAUUUGUUGUUCAUACUAAUUGGUUAGGGAACAAAGAGAGAAAACAGGGGCUGUGGCCGCUGUGCAGCUGCAAGGUUGGAAAAACCCUUCUGAGUAGUUGCACUCAGACUACAUGGGAGGACUAAGAGUUAUGGAAUCUGGAGCAGGCAGCAGUUAUAAGUGAGGAGACAUGGGAGAAGCCAACAUCAUAAGGAUUUAAUCAUGUUAAAGACUGUUUCGUUCAGGUGAUAUGGGAAUAUUAAACACCUCCACCAUAACAGAGUUGCCUUAUAUUCCUUCUCCAGCAGAGCCAGACCUGACAGAGAAUCCCUCCCUGAAAGCAAUCUUAAAUAUUUUGAACACAAAAUGUACUGAUUCAUUGGGAAAUCUGAAGCAGGCCCACGCUUUGAUCCUCAAAACUGGCCAUUUCCGAGAUCAUUACGUUGCAGGUUCCUUGUUGAAGUGCUAUGCAAAUCCUAAAUUUGGAAGUUUAUCCAAUUCAUUACGAGUACUGGAACAAGUUUAUGAACCUAAUGUUUUCGUAUGGAACUGCAUUAUUAAGGGGUGUAUGGAUCUUAGAGAGCCCUUUAAGGCCAUCUCAAUGUACUAUGAAAUGGCAAUUUCGGGCUCCAGGCCGAAUAAAUACACAUAUCCUCCAUUAUUCAAGGCUUGCACCUUAGAACAAGCUAUUGGUGAAGGCCUGCAAAUUCACGGCCACGUUGUUAAACUUGGGCUUAAUGCAGAUGUCCACAUAAUCAGUGCUGGAAUUCAGAUGUAUGCAUCAUUGGGACAUCUCAGCGAAGCUCGAAACAUGCUUGAGACGAUUGGAAAAUCAGAUGUUAUCUGCUGCAAUGCUAUGAUCGAUGGUUACAUGAAAUUUGGAGACGUGGAAGCUGCUAAAGACCUGUUUGAAAUUGUGAAGGAGAAGCGUAUCAGUUCUUGGAAUAUAAUGAUCAGUGGCCUUUGCAGCAAUGAGAUGAUUGCCGAAGCUGAGAAGUAUUUUAAUGAAAUGCCGGAAAAGGAUGAGGUCUCUUGGAGUGCAAUGAUAGACGGCUACAAUAAAGGGGGUUACUCAAAGGAAGCUUUGGAAGUUUUCGAUCAAAUGCAAAGAGAGGAAAUCAAGCCUGGAAAAUUUGUUCUGUCGAGUGCACUGGCUGCUUGUGCUAAUGUGGGUGCUCUUGAUCAAGGGAAAUGGAUUCAUGCUUAUAUGAGGAGGAACAGGAUUGUGGUGGAUGCAGUUCUGGGGACUUCUUUGGUUGAUAUGUAUGCAAAAUGUGGGCGUCUUGACUUGGCAUGGGAUGUUUUCGAGAAGAUAAAAUGGAAAGAAGUAUUUUCUUGGAAUGCAAUGAUCUCUGGGCUAUCCAUGCAUGGCCGGGCAGACGAUGCUAUCGACCUCUUCUUGAAGAUGCAGAGGGAUAAUGUGAAGCCCAACGAUAUUACAUUCGUGGCCCUGCUGAAUGCUUGUGCUCAUGCUGGAUUGGUCCACGAGGGCCUAAAGUAUUUCGUAAGAAUGAAACGGGAGUACUUAGUCGAACCAACGGCAGAGCACUAUGGCUGUGUUGUUAAUCUGCUAGGAAAGGCAGGGUAUUUGAAGGAGGCAGAGAAUCUGAUAAGUUCUAUGCCAAUGAAGCCAAACGGUGCUGUUUGGGGUGCACUUCUAGGUGCUUGCAGGAUGCAUGGAAACGUCGAGUUGGGGGAGAAAGUUGGGGAAAUCCUUCUCGAUUUGGAACCUGAAAACAGCGGUCGAUACACGUUGCUGUCAAACAUGUAUGCAAAGGCAGGGAAAUGGGAUAAAGCCCAGAAAGUGAGGACACUGAUGAAGGAAAGAGGGGUGAAAACUGUAACUGGGAGAAGCAUAAUCGACCUUAAAGGCAUUGUUCAUGAAUUCAAAGCUGGCGAUUCUUCUCACCCUCAAAUGAAAGAUAUAAACCUUAUUCUUGAAAAGAUCAUUCAAGAAAUCCAGUUAAAAGGGCAUCAACCUGAUACCUCACAAGUCUUGUUCGACAUCAAUGAGGAAGAGAAGGAAACGUCGGUCAAGUACCACAGCGAAAAGCUUGCUAUAGCUUUCGGAAUCCUGAAUACUGAACCCGGAGCCACCAUCCGUAUCGUGAAGAACUUAAGGGUCUGUGAGGAUUGCCACUCUGCCACCAAGAUCAUCUCUCAACUGUACAAUCGGGAAAUUAUCGUGAGAGAUCGUGCACGGUAUCAUCAUUUUAGAAAUGGAAAAUGUUCUUGCAAGGAUUUCUGGUAACACCACAGGAAAAUAAAUAGAAAACCACUUUGUAAAAAAUGAAACCCCACAAGCAUUCAAAAUUUUAAGUUUAAUAAAUUUUAGGACAUGCUAAUAUUUCGCCAAACUCAAUUGUGUUAGGUCAUUGACCUAAUUGCUAUGGGAGGGGAACAAGUAUAUAUAAAU